Messenger RNA from Heterotrigona itama, 405 nucleotides. NCBI's taxonomy places the organism in Eukaryota, Metazoa, Arthropoda, Insecta, Hymenoptera, Apidae. The record is from the annotation of a GenBank genome assembly.
AUGUGUGUAAAGAAUGAGGAAAAAAAAAAAAAGGACCCGUUGGGAGACUUUUCUAAACGACGAAGUCCAGUAUUUUUGAUAUCAGUAUUUACGGAUGCUCGCAUCGACCUGCGAACUCAUUUAGAAUAUACUCGUGCCCUUAUACCUUCCGUUCGUCAAGCGUAUUGGUGCCGGCUACCAGUCAGUUUCGAGACGUAUCCUUGCGACACCUGUGGCAGGCAGUACAGAAGGGUGAUAUCGUUGCAGCGACACAAGAGACUCGAGUGUGGGAAGGAAGCUCAGUUCGAGUGUGUACUGUGCCAUGCGAAAUUCAAGCAUAAACAUAGUUUGUUAAGACACUAUAACGUGCACGUGGCGGACGUGAAGAAAUCGGCUAAAUUUAAACACGAAAAGAAGUCGGCUUGA